AUGCCCCAAACGCUGACUUCUACCAGUAUGUUUACCCCAUGUAGCUUCAGCCCUCAUCUACAUACUGCAAAAGAAGAUGAACAAGGAGGACUGAUCUUCCAGGAUGGAAACCUUACCUCAGCAUCUCUGGAUGCUCUAAUCCAGCAUCUCAUACCUACCACUGAUUACUACCCUGAAAAAGCCUAUAUCUUUACAUUCCUGCUGAGUUCCAGACUCUUCAUCGAACCCCAUGAGCUUUUGUCCCGAGUUUGUCACAAGUGCAUUGAGCAGCAGCGGCUGGAUGACCCUGUGCUGGACAAGGCACGGAUCAGAAAAUUCGGACCCAAAAUCUUACAGUUGCUGACAGAGUGGACAGAAACAUUCCCGUAUGACUUUCAGGAAGAGCGGAUGAUUGGCCAUCUGAAAGACAUGAUUCACAGGAUAGCCCCAUGUGAUGAGCAAGCCUACUGGAAAAAGAUGAAUCAACUUUUGCAGACCCUGAAUCAGAAGCUUGCAACCCUCAGCCAUGGGCAAGAAGGGAUUGUCAAGAUCAGUGCUGCUGUCUCUGAUAAGCUGGUUGCCUUUAAAAGUAAACCGCCAUCAAUUCAGAGAGAAAUCCUGAGCGUCUGCAGUGACCCUUACACUCUGGCUCAGCAGCUGACACAUGUGGAGCUGGAAAGGCUAAGUCACAUCGGACCUGAGGAGUUUGUGCAGGCAUUUGUACAUAAAGACCCUCUGGAUGGCACCAAGCCUUGUUUCAGUGAACAGAAGAAGACCAGUAACCUUGAGGCCUACGUGAAAUGGUUCAACAGACUGUGCUAUCUUGUAGCAACAGAAAUUUGCAUGCCUGCAAAAAAGAAACAGCGAGCACAAGUCAUUGAAUUCUUCAUUGAUGUUGCCCGAGAGUGCUUUAACAUAGGGAAUUUUAAUUCACUGAUGGCAAUCAUUUCCGGAAUGAACAUGAGUCCAGUUUCCAGGUUAAAGAAGACUUGGUCAAAAGUGAAAACAGCCAAAUUCUUCAUUCUUGAGCACCAGAUGGACCCUACUGGUAACUUCUAUAACUACAGAACAGCAUUGCGGGGGGCAGCUCACAGAUCCCUCACUGCACACAGCAACAGGGAAAAGAUUGUGAUCCCCUUCUUCAGCCUAUUGAUCAAAGACAUUUAUUUUUUGAAUGAAGGAUGUGCUAAUCGCCUUCCAAAUGGACAUGUCAACUUUGAAAAAUUUCUGGAACUGGCUAAGCAAGUAGGAGAAUUUAUAACAUGGAAACAGGUGGAAUGUCCCUUUGAACAAGAUGCUAACAUAAUCCACUACCUGCAUACUGCUCCCAUUUUUACUGAAGAUGGUUUGUAUCUGGCUUCCUAUGAAAGUGAAAGUCCAGAAAACCAGACUGAAAAAGACAGAUGGAAAUCUUUAAGAUCCACUAUUUUAGGAAAGACUUGAAGAUUAAGAGAUUAUUGCAGUAGGUCAGAGAAAAGAAAUCCGCAAACAUUUUGCACUACUGAUUCCAAAGAUGCCUGUUUGGGAUGUAGACAAUUUACUUUGUUU
Cygnus atratus (black swan) is the source of this 1527-nucleotide messenger RNA. It is a transcript of the gene RASGEF1C, whose product is annotated as RasGEF domain family member 1C. Gene Ontology annotation, cellular component: plasma membrane. Gene Ontology annotation, molecular function: guanyl-nucleotide exchange factor activity. NCBI's taxonomy places the organism in Eukaryota, Metazoa, Chordata, Aves, Anseriformes, Anatidae. Gene Ontology annotation, biological process: positive regulation of GTPase activity; Ras protein signal transduction. Bases 1 to 1422 code for a protein of 473 amino acids. The transcript is spliced from 14 exons. The record is from RefSeq and is a predicted model, not a curated record.